Messenger RNA from Acanthosepion pharaonis, 999 nucleotides. The record is from the annotation of a GenBank genome assembly. NCBI's taxonomy places the organism in Eukaryota, Metazoa, Mollusca, Cephalopoda, Sepiida, Sepiidae.
AUGAUAUUAAGUGCGUUCGAAAUAUUCAGGCGAAGUCAAUUCCCUUCUUUUUUUCUCUUCAUUCUUUCUUUUCUUUCUUUCCUCUUCCUUUCUUCUCACUCGUUUCUCUUUCUUUUACUCUACAUUUCUCUUUCAUUUUUUUUCCUGCAUUUCUCUUUCUAUUUCUUUCCUUCAUUUCGCUUCGUAUCUCUUUCCCUUCAUUUUUCGUCCUAUCUUUUUUUCAUUUCAUUUCUCUUCCCAUCUUGUUUCAUUUCAUGUCUCUCCCUAACUUUUUCUUUUUAUUUCAUUUCUCUUUCUAUCUCUUUAUAUCUCUUUAACAUCAUUUAUCUUCCUUUCUCUUUAACAUCAUUUAUCUUCCUUUCUCUUUCACAUCAUUUAUCUUCCUAUCACUUUCAUUUCAUUUCUCUGUCUAUCUCUGCUAUUUCAUUUCUCUCCCUAUCUGUUUCCCUUCAUUUCUGUUACAAUAUUUUUCCUUUAUUUUCUCUUCCUACCUCUUUCUCUUUAUAUAUAUAUAUAUCACUUCCGCUCUCUUUCAUUUCAUUUUUCUUCCUAUCUCUUCCCCUUCAUUUUCCUUCCCAUUUCUCUCUCUUCAAUUCUCUUUCUCUUCAAUUCUCAUCUUAUCUCUCUCUCUUCAUUUCUCUUACUAUCUCUUUCAUUUCAUUUCUCUUUCUAUCUCCUUCGUUUCAUUUUUCUUCCUGUCUUUUUUUAUUUCAUUUCUCUUCGUAUCUUUUUCAUUUCAUUUCACUUCUCUUUCUAUCUCUUUCCCAUCGUUUCUCUUCAUACCUCUUUCUCUCUACAUCUCUUUCUCUUCAUUCCUCUUGCUUUCUCUUCCACUUCAUUACUUUUCCUAUCUCUUUCAUUUCGUUUCAAUUUCCUAUCCCCUUCCUUUCAUAUCUCUAUCCCUCCAUUUCUCUUUCUAUGCCUUUCACUUCAUUUCUCUUACUAUCACUUUCUCUUCUUUUCUUUUUUUUUCUUCUUUCUCCCUUCUUUCUUUUCUAA